This is a messenger RNA of Achroia grisella, 6284 nucleotides long. It is a transcript of the gene loco, whose product is annotated as regulator of G-protein signaling loco-like. The record is from RefSeq and is a predicted model, not a curated record. The transcript is spliced from 14 exons. NCBI's taxonomy places the organism in Eukaryota, Metazoa, Arthropoda, Insecta, Lepidoptera, Pyralidae. Bases 160 to 5985 code for a protein of 1941 amino acids. Gene Ontology annotation, molecular function: protein binding; GTPase activator activity. Gene Ontology annotation, biological process: signal transduction.
GUAAAGAAUUUCACUGUUUUCACUGUGCUUAUUUUAUAAUACAUUUCUUGUAAAUUAUACUAACGUAGUAUAAUUAUUUUCUAAGCGUCCUGCUAUGGAUUAUGCUAGUACCAUCAACUAAUCCUGAACAAACUUCGAUAAGUUUGUUAAAGAGUUAUAAUGGUGCCCCAGCAGCAACGAAGGAGACGUCGGCGUACGGCGCUCCCGCGGACGGCUGAACGGCGUUUAGUAGUUGCGCGUGGGGCUGGAGGCUUCGGUUUUACAAUAGCCGGUCAACGUCCCUGCGUGGUAUCGGCCGUAGCCUCGGGAGGCCCCGCGGAGCGCGCUGGUCUUCGAGCGGGAGAUGCUUUAUUAGCUGUAGACGGUGCCAGUGUGGCUAGAGCUCCACAUGCGUCUGUGGCGAGGAUGGUAGCUGCCGCGCCUGGAGCUAUAUCCCUCAGUGUAGCUCCUAGAGAGUCACCACCGACCGAUACUGAGGACACUGAGCCCGAUGACAGGGCGAGAACAAGGCGACGCCAUCCUCCGCCAAGAAGAAGACCACAGAUGGUGCAUCAUCCUGGAUGUCACGCCGCGCCAAGUACAUUAGGCGUCAACGAGAUCCUACAGAAUCUUAGCAGAGCUCAGCUGACACCUAGCCACAUUGCCCGGCUUGAGUGUCGGGCCGUGGUUGGAUAUCUCGGCACUAUUGAAACUCCGCAGGCUUCUAAUAACGCUGCCCCAAGUAACGUGCGUACAGCUGUCAGGAAAUUGAGACAGGAAAGACGCCCUGCAGCCCCAGUUUUAUUGUCCGUUCUCCCGAAUUCUUUGCUGCUCAGGCGCCCCACAGGUCAAAUUCUUGCUCAGUACCAACGUGAACGCAUUGUCUAUGCUGGAUGUGGCUCUGACGCUGACAGAAGGUAUUUUGGUUUGGUGACGUCAGCGGAACUCACUGAAGAAGAAGCGUCGCAUAGUUGCCAUGUUUUUGCCGUCGACCCAAGAAUGGCAGAACAUGAAGCUCAUAUAGCCAGAGCGAGAGAGUUCCAAAUCGUUUGCACUAGAGACCCAGUGGCGGAGAGAUGUUUGGAGUUCCCGCCUUCGGCGGAAUACGUAGUUGGAGUCAUAAGAGGGAUGUAUUCAUUACCCGCCGAGAAUUGUUCCAGUCCGAAUUUGCAGCAGAUAUCUAAGUUAGCUGUGAAAGGCGAAAGUCCAAUGGCAGGCAAUUUUGCAAGGUGUAAUAGGCCGGUUUUCCGUGUGCCUCGAGAUAGGAGACCGUGUAGGCACGACGACGUACGAAUUGAGGGUCAAGAGUUCGUGGCGAACUCUCCACAGCCUAGUAACCACAGUGAGGUGACCACUACGUCGAGCAACAGCGAUUCAGGAAUAGGCUUUCAUAAUGACUGUCGAAAUAUCGCCGAUAGGAUAUUGGUAGUUGAUUUUGCGCAGCAGGCACCUCCGAAUAGGUUCAGACAAGAUAUGCCUCGAAGGCCACUCGGGUUGGUAGGUUGCAGCAGCUUUGAUGCAGAUGGUUCCUUCUUGUCUAACACAACUCCAGUUGUAGACGGUUUUGGUGGUCAAGGCAGACCAUUAAACCUUGACGAUGUUAUACUAAACACGAAUGAUAUGCAAACUGUCCGUCACGUAAGUCCACGGAAGGAAGAUGAUACUUACAACUACAAUAAUAUUUACGGGAAUAUCCCAUCAAGUUCUAAAGCAUUUUCGAAUGGAGUUGUAUAUGAUCAAGUGUAUACCGAAAACGAAGGUGACCAUUAUGAGUUUAUUCCUCAGCAAUUGAAUGUUGACUUGGAGGUAGAUAGAGUGGCGGAGAAAUUUAAUUCUGUUGAGAUUUACGAGGAGAGAUCUCGUCAGCCACCUGAUUGGCAGUCCAAUGAGUCUGUAGAGAAUGUAACUGUAAUAUCUGGGGGUACCAGUAAGGCCAGCAUGGAUUCUGUUUCGGUGUACUCAUCCAGGAGUCAUGAGGAAGCGAAGCCGGUGGAGAGGAAACAUCUACAGGCCUCUCUCGAUGAUAUGUUGGUGAUUGGUAUGAGGGAUCAGCCACCGAAGGAUAAAGAUGAUGACAAUUUUGUUCACCCUGCUACAGUUAAAAGCAAGGUUCGGAAAUCACUGAAGCCAAUGAACCUGUUAUCGAAGACGAAACACAUGCUGACUGGCAAGGAGAAAGAGAAAGAGAAGGAGGCGAGGAGACGAGCACUGAGCGCCAGCGCCGGCGACGUGUGCGGCGGCGACCGGACGGACCGGAAUGACCGGACCGGAUCAGCCGGCCGGCACGACCGCACGGACGACGCACUGCCCACGGCCGCCAGCGAGCCUGACCUCAGGGAUACACAGAGCGACCAGUCGUCGCCGUUCCGGCGGUGGACGACGGGCAGCGGCGCUGGCAGCUCGUACCGUCACCACGAUCACCGCAACAUGUAUAACAAGCAAAUUAGCGAGGGCGCAGCACCUGUGCCAUCGACGGGAAGCAGCGGCGGCGUGGCGCGGUGGUCCCUCGGCCUGGAGCAGCUCCUAGCAGACCCUGCGGGGGCUGCGGCCUUCGCUCACUUCCUCUCCAAAGAGUUCGCAGCUGAAAACAUACGGUUCUGGUGGUCGUGCGAGCAGUACAGCGCGACCGAGGAGGAGGUGAAGCGCGCCGCCCUCGCCGCGGAGAUCUGGCAGCGACAUCUCGCGGAGGGCGCGCCCGAGCCCGUCAACGUGGACGCGGCAGCACGCCGCGCCGCCGCCCUCCGCCUCCACCACCAGCCCUCGCCCGCCGACCUGUUCACACAGGCACAGAAGCAGAUCUUCAACGUGAUGAAGUUCGACAGCUACCCUCGCUUCCUUCGCUCAGCCGAGCACGCGGAGUGUGCGCGCGCCGACCUGCGCGGACUGCCGCUACCGUACACCAACAACGGAGCCUCGGACACACCCGGCGCCAAGUUAAAGAAGUCUGCAAGCAACGCAUCGGAGCGUCGCCGCAGCGGAGGCGCAUCUCUGUUGCCGUGGAAGCUGCGGGCGCCGUCACGUGACCGCGCACAACACUCGCCCCCGCCCCCGGCGCCGCCCGUCACUGACGUAGUAAAGUCAAGUCAGUUAACGGCGGGUCAAUGUUCGUUGUGCCGGGUGGUGUUACCCGACGGUGCCACCUCAGUGGUCGGUGUGGAGGAGUCAGUAACGGUCAGGAAACUGGUGGACAGACUUCUACAGAGGCGGAACUUGAUGUGCAACACGUACGAUGUAUUGCUGAAGGAUGGUAAUCAGUCGUGGGGCGCGAGCGUGGAGCUGUCGGCGCCGUCGGCCGUGCUGGGCGGCCGCGAGGCGCUCGUGGAGCGGCGCGCGCUGCUCUACAUGGAGGUCGGCGGCCGCCUGCUCACCGUGCGGGCCCGCGCCGCCCGCCGCCUGCGACACGUGCUGCCGCUGCUGCGGCCGCCCGCCGCCGCCGUCACCAGGGACGGCCGCGCAGUGCACCCGGACACGCUGCUGCAGGUACACGGCCGCCUGCUCACCGUGCGGGCCCGCGCCGCCCGCCGCCUGCGACACGUGCUGCCGCUGCUGCGGCCGCCCGCCGCCGCCGUCACCAGGGACGGCCGCGCCCUGCACCCGGACACGCUGCUGCAGGUACGUGUACGUGUACGUGUACGUGUACGUGCGGAGACGGCCGCCUGCUCACCGUGCGGGCCCGCGCCGCCCGCCGCCUGCGACACGUGCUGCCGCUGCUGCGGCCGCCCGCCGCCGCCGUCACCAGGGACGGCCGCGCAGUGCACCCGGACACGCUGCUGCAGGUACGUGUACGUGUACGUGUACGUGUACGUGUACGUGUACGUGUACGUGUACGUGUACGUGUACGUGUACGUGUACGUGUACGUGUACGUGUACGUGUACGUGUACGUGUACGUGUACGUGUACGUGUACGUACGGCCGCCUGCUCACCGUGCGGGCCCGCGCCGCCGCCGCCUGCGACACGUGCUGCCGCUGCUGCGGCCGCCCGCCGCCGCCGUCACCAGGGACGGCCGCGCCCUGCACCCGGACACGCUGCUGCAGGUACGUGUACGUGUACGUGUACGUGUACGUGCGGAGACGGCCGCCUGCUCACCGUGCGGGCCCGCGCCGCCCGCCGCCUGCGACACGUGCUGCCGCUGCUGCGGCCGCCCGCCGCCGCCGUCACCAGGGACGGCCGCGCAGUGCACCCGGACACGCUGCUGCAGGUACGUGUACGUGUACGUGUACGUGUACGUGCGGAGACGGCCGCCUGCUCACCGUGCGGGCCCGCGCCGCCCGCCGCCUGCGACACGUGCUGCCGCUGCUGCGGCCGCCCGCCGCCGCCGUCACCAGGGACGGCCGCGCCCUGCACCCGGACACGCUGCUGCAGGUACGUGUACGUGUACGUGUAGUGUACGUGCGGAGACGGCCGCCUGCUCACCGUGCGGGCCCGCGCCGCCCGCCGCCUGCGACACGUGCUGCCGCUGCUGCGGCCGCCGCCCGCCGCCGCCGUCACCAGGGACGGCCGCGCCGUGCACCCGGACACGCUGCUGCAGGUACGUGUACGUGUACGUGUACGUGUACGUGCGGAGAGACGCCCGCCGCCUGCGACACGUGCUGCCGCUGCUGCGGCGCCCGCCGCCGCCGACACGGCCGCGUGCACCCGGACACGCUGCUGCAGGUACGUGUGUACGUGACGGCCGCCUGCUCACCGUACGUGCCGCGGAGACGGCCGCCGCCGCGUCACCAGGGACGGCCGCGCCGGCCCGCGCCGUACCCGCCGCCUGCGACAUGCGGGCCCGCGCCGCCCGCCGCCUGCGUGCGGCCGCUGCCGCCGCCGCCGUCACCAGGGAGACGUGUACGUGUACGUGCGGAGACGGCCGCCUGCUCACCGUGCGGGCCCGCGCCGCCCGCCGCCUGCUGCUGCGGCCGCCCGCCGCCGCCGUCACCAGGGACGGCCGCGUGCACCCGGACAGUACGUGUACGUGUACGUGUACGUGUACGUGCGGAGACGGCCGCCUGCUCACCGUGCGGGCCCGCGCCGCCCGCCGCCUGCGACACGUGCUGCCGCUGCUGCGGCCGCCCGCCGCCGCCGUCACCAGGGACGGCCGCGCCCUGCACCCGGACACGCUGCUGAAACGUGCGGAGACGCCUGCUCACCGUGCGGGCCCGCGCCGCUACUGCUGCGGCCGCCCGCCGCCGCCGUCACCAGGGACGGCCGCGCCCUGCACCCGGACACGACGUGUACGUGUGCGUGUACGUGCGGAGAGGCCGCCUGCUCACCGUGCGGGCCCGCGCCGCCCGCCGCCUGCGACACGUGCUGCCGCUGCUGCGGCCGCCCGCCGCCGCCGUCACCAGGGACGGCCGCGCAGUGCACCCGGACACGCUGCUGCAGGUACGUGUACGUGUACGUGUACGUGUACGUGCGGAGACGGCCGCCCGACACGUGCAGGUGCAAACAAAAAGAUAGACCCUACUAGAAGAGAGACGGCCGCGCCGUAUCCGACACAUACAAAUAGGUACGACAAGAGAGACGUCCACGCCGUGAGCAAACACGUGCACCCGACACGUGCAGGUAUGAGGAGGGACACCUACGUGCUACUGACACGUGCACCCCGACACGUCCAGGACUUGGACGGUGCACGGCUGCAGGUGGAGUGUGUGGAGAGAAGCGAGUGCGCGGGGGGUGUAGGGGGUGCGGGGGGUGCGGGGGGCGGGGAGCGCGACGACUGCGACUCACUCAGCGAGCUCGCCGUGCGGCUGCAGGAAGACCCGCUCAAGGACGCUGAUACACUGAGCGUGAGCACGACCUGUAGCAGGCGCGGGAGUCAGGAGGCUGGCCGUGUGCGUGCCGCCUUAAGGCCCGGUCCACCGCUACAUCAUCAUCCGCCAGACUUUCUAGAGAAUCUCCGGGAGACGCAACGGCAGAGAUUACACAGCAAGUGUGACGGCCCGCUGCCCCCGCUGGCGGCGCCCCGCUCGCCGCCGCCGCUGCCCCCGAAGCCCCCGCAGCGCGCCCCCACCCUCGUCUGAUGGCGGAUCAGCAGCGCCACGGGUCCACGAGAUCUCCGAGAAACGAGGAUAUCCCACAACACGGAUGAAAUUCGUCAGAUGGUACUACUUUGUUCGACAUGAUGCCCACGGAUACCUUUUACCAUCGCACCGCUCGCCAUCGACAGGGAAGUUAUCCCUACACGCUAGAACCUAAGUGGUCUCGGACAGUGCGGUUUCAGAGGAGCUUCCUCCCGCGUACACUUAGAUUGUGGAAUGAACUACCUGCCGAGGUAUUCUCGCAAAACUACAGCAUGGGGUUUUUCAAGAACGGUAUAUUA